Messenger RNA from Closterium sp. Yama58-4, 921 nucleotides. NCBI's taxonomy places the organism in Eukaryota, Viridiplantae, Streptophyta, Zygnematophyceae, Desmidiales, Closteriaceae. The record is from the annotation of a GenBank genome assembly.
AUGCCGUUUUUGGAAAGGCACCGUUCUUCGUACAAAAUGGGCGCCCUGGCGCAGUACGCCAUACUGGAAACUGCCGCCAGUGCACGCAAGCCCUCCUCCCUCACCUUCGAAACUGCUGCUGCUCUCCCCGUCGUCGGUCUCACCGCCCUGCAAGCCGUGAGGGACUGUGCUGGCCUGCCGCUCCCUGUCCCUGCAGCUAAACUGAGUGCGGAGCAGAAAGGCAGCAACAGCACAAUCUCGAGUAGCAGGAGCAUGAGCAAUGGCAGCAAUGAGUGCAGCAGUGGGAGCAGGGCGCGGGUGCUGGUGGCGAAUGCAUCGGGGGGAGUGGGGCAUCUGGCAGUGCAGCUGGCCAAGGCAGCAGGGGCACACGUGACUGCCACUGUCGGCGCUCGCAACCUCGCCUUUGCACGGAACGUGCUUGGAGCAGACGAGGUUUUUGACUACAACUCCACUGCAGGGAAACAGCUCUUCCAUUCGCCUUCCCCAUCCCCUGCGCCUGGUACCAGCUUCACUGCUCCUGCUGCUGCUGCUGCUGCUGCACAGGUUGCUUCAUCCUCUGACCCGCCUAUCACCGAGCUGUACGAUGCGGUGAUUGAUUUUUCUCCCAACAGUCUGCCUGUCUCUGCGGUGGACAGGGUUCUCCGUCCCCAAGGGAGGUGGGUGCAUGUGGAGCUUCCGCUCUCUCUGCUCGCUCUGGGACUGUGGCGCCGCCUUGCUUGUCGCCCCAGGAAGCUGUGGCCUGUGAUGAUGGAGAUGAUGGAGAGCAAGGGGGCUGAUCUGGCGGUGCUGGGGAGGAUUGCGGAGGAGGGCAAGGUGAGGAUGGUGGUGGAGAGUAGUGUGGCGUUUGAAGAGGCGAGAGAGGCGUGGAGGAGGAGCAUGGCAGGGCAUGUGACUGGGAAGUUGGUGGUUAGGAUGGAAUGA